AUGCCUCCUGUUCUUCAGGCUUGGACUUACCAGAUGAAGGGCUUGAGACUGGAGCAGACCUCGCUGGGACCUUCGUGUGUGGGGAACGUGCUGGCAUGGGUCAUGCUGAUUUUCCUGCCAAGCUUGUCCUGUGAUCCAGGAUCAGUCUCUAACUCUUACUAUGAAAAAGUUAUUCCCAGGAAUCUGACAGUUAAUGACAGCGAAGACUCAGGGGAAAUGGCGUCCUACGAGCUAGUCAUGCAUGGCCAGAGGCAGCGCAUUCACUUGGAGAUAAAGAGAGAUUAUUUUGUGAAUGAUUUCCCAGUCUUUUCCUACCAUGGUGGCAUUCUGAGGCAUGAACAGCCUUUCACCCCGCACGACUGUCACUAUGAAGGCCACUUGGAGGGAGUACUGGACUCUUUCGUUUCUGUCAGCACCUGCGCUGGCCUCAGAGGCAUCCUGAUUAAGGACGAACAGUACUACAGCAUCGAGCCCACGGACCCCUCAGAAGGGCUGGAACACGUGUUGUAUCCCACGGUCCGGCAAAGUCAUAUCUCGUGUAGCAGCAUUGUCCACACUAACCACAGCCGGGGAGAGCCUGAUGGUCUGCAACAGGACAGCAGGAAACCCAGCAGAGUCCAGGCACAGUCCUCCUUGUGGUCACGCACCAAGUACGUGGAGAUAUUUGUUGUGGUCAACCAUCAGCUGUUCCAGAUGUGGGACAGUAACAUCAGUGAGACAGUGCAGAAGGUAAUGAACAUCAUUGCCCUGGCUAACAGCUACACAAGGGGAAUAAACACAGAGGUGGUGCUGGCUGGGGUGGAGAUUUGGACUGAGGGUGACCUCAUCGAGGUCCAGGCAGACCUGCAGGAAACUCUCCGGAAUUUCAACAGCUGGAGACGAGAGCAGCUCUCUCACCGAGCGCCGCAUGAUGUGGCCCACUUGAUCGUUGGGCAUGGCGCUGCAGAGGACUCGGGCCAGGCGUUCCUCAGUGGAGCCUGUUCAAGUGAGUUUGCGGCUGCCGUCGAAUCCUUCCACCAUGAAGAUGUGCUCCUAUUCGUGGAGCUCUUGGUCCAUGAGCUUGGGCACAACUUGGGCAUGUGGCACGAUCACGCUGCCUGCGUUUGUAAGAGUACACACUCUUGCCUCAUGCACAAAAAUAUCAGUCAAGAAACUGGCUUCAGCAACUGUAGCUCUGACGACUACUACCGCUUCCUCCAGGCACACGGAGAGUCGUGCCUGUUCAACAAGCCUCCAACUCCGAGCCGGCAGCGUCGGCAAGCCAUGCUGACCUGUGGAAACGGGAAGCGGGAGGGCAACGAGCAGUGUGACUGCGGUGACCAGUGUAUGGAUAGCAGAUGCUGCACCAGCGACUGUAAGCUGAAGGGCCAGGCAGAGUGUGGAGGGGGGGACUGCUGUAGCGACGACUGUAAGUUUCAACCCCGGGGCUACGUGUGCCGGUCUGAUGCUGAGGACUGUGACCUCCCAGAGUACUGCGACGGGAUCAGCCCUGAGUGCCCCCAAGACCUCUACAAGGUGGAUGGGUCCACGUGUGAUGAGAUGUACGUGUGCUCUGGUGGCAAGUGCAAGAGCCACAGGACAAAGUGCAUGGAUCUGUUUGGAGAUUCUGCUACCUCAGCCCCAGAGAGCUGUUACAUGAAAGUGAACAGUCAAGGGAACAGGUUUGGAAACUGCGGCCGUGCCACCUCGGCUGACACAUCAUAUACUAGGUGUUCAAAGGACAAUAUUUAUUGUGGGAAAAUUGUAUGUGUAAAUGUUGAUGUAUUGCCAAACAUCGAGGAGUAUUAUACAGUGAGUAGCUUCUGGCAUGACGGCAGCUACUGCUGGACCAUGGACGCCUAUCACAAUAACGAUAUCCCUGAUCGUGGAGACAUAGAUGAUGAAACUGGUUGUUUCUCAGAAAAAGCCUGUCAGGAAAACACCUGCACUAACUUCCUUCCCAGACUUUCCUGUAAAGUAGAGCAGUGUAAUCUGCAUGGGAUCUGUAACAAUUUAAAUAAGUGUUACUGUUUCCCAGGCUUUGCCCCUCCAACCUGCGCUGAAAGAGGUGCUGGUGGCAGUGAGGACGGUGGCUCCCCAGUCGAACCAGAGACCUCAGAUCCCAAAAAGGAAAGGGGCUCAGCCAUAGAAAAGGAGAAAGGGCUGAGUGUGGCAGUCCUCAGUGCCCUUAUCUUUUUGCUUCUACUAACUCUAAUCAUAAUUAUUAGUGCCAUCAUAUUUAGCAAAACGCAAGAACCUCCUUCGCGAGAAACUGAUGAGUACACAGAGACUGAAGAGUCAGAGGAAGAAGAGGAACUGGAAGAGGAAGAGGCUGAGGCCCCCUCCCCCACGGAAGAGGAUUAA
Messenger RNA from Sorex fumeus (smoky shrew), 2343 nucleotides. RefSeq names its product disintegrin and metalloproteinase domain-containing protein 1a-like. The record is from RefSeq and is a predicted model, not a curated record. Lineage: Eukaryota; Metazoa; Chordata; Mammalia; Eulipotyphla; Soricidae. The transcript has a single exon. Gene Ontology annotation, molecular function: metalloendopeptidase activity. Gene Ontology annotation, cellular component: external side of plasma membrane; sperm head plasma membrane; plasma membrane. The coding region runs from base 1 to 2343 and encodes 780 amino acids. Gene Ontology annotation, biological process: male gonad development; proteolysis; binding of sperm to zona pellucida.